Molecule: messenger RNA, 3404 nt
Organism: Carcharodon carcharias (great white shark)
Lineage: Eukaryota; Metazoa; Chordata; Chondrichthyes; Lamniformes; Lamnidae
Product: deleted in malignant brain tumors 1 protein-like
Exons: 16
Coding region: 180-3023 (947 amino acids)
Cellular component (GO): membrane
Source: RefSeq, a predicted model, not a curated record
UCACAUCAUAACAUCUAUAUGUUAUUUAGAAGGAAGAGUCAACUCUGUUUAAACUGUUUUCAAGCACUUAAUUGCCGCCUCAACCGGGUUUUUGGCAGGUGUUCGAAGCAGAGCCCGGCAUUUGUUCACAGCAUUCGGUUAACGCUCAAUUCCCGGCGCAGGAAUCGAGUGCCGGGACGAUGCUGCGGUCCUUUCUGACUCUAACUGCACUGCAGCUUCUGAAAUGCAGAACUGGGAGCAGUCAGGCUGAUCCAUCAGAGGCUGUGAAACUGAGACUGGCGAAUGGGGGCAGUCGGUGCGCAGGAAGAGUGGAGAUUCACUACAGGGGGAAGUGGGGGACUGUGGAUGAUUACAGCUGGGACCUGCAGGACGCCGCUGUUGUGUGUCGGGAGCUGGGCUGCGGGACCGCGGUCUCUGCACCGGGCAGUGCUCACUUUGGGGAAGGCUCCGGACCCGUUGUGACAUAUAAUGUUCAGUGCAGCGGGAACGAGGCCGCCCUGCGAGACUGUAAAUCAGCUUCCUGGGAUCACUAUUCCUGGUCACACAGCGCUGAUGCCAGCGCGAUCUGCUCAGAUCACAGGUUUCCCAGACUGGUAUCACUGGAUUCCCAAUGCUCGGGCAGACUGGAAAUACAGUUCGGCACAACCUGGGGAACAGUGUGUGAACUUCACUGGGAUUGGAAUGACGCCAGUGUGGUUUGUCAACAGCUUCAGUGUGGAGUCGCUGUGUCUGUGGGAAAAGGGACUUAUUUUGGAGAGGGCACUGGACUUCUACGGAGCAUUAAAUUUGAUUGUAAAGGGAAUGAGACAAGCCUAACAGACUGCCCUAUCUCUCCAGUAAAUCAAAACGUGUGCACCCACAUGAACGAUGUCGGUGUGAGCUGUUCCGGGAAGCAUGGACCCCGACUGGUUGGUGGUGAGGAGAGGUGUUCCGGCCGGGUGGAAGUGCUGCACGGAGAGCAGUGGGGGACGCUGUGUGAUAUUCACUUUGGUUUAGAAGACGCCAGUGUGGUGUGUGAGCACCUUCAGUGCGGGGCUGUAAAGGAAAUCCCCAGAAACUCUCCCUUUGGGCAGGGAACAGGCCCCGUGUGGAAGGAAAAUUACAGGUGCCGCGGGAAUGAAUCGCGAGUGACAGAGUGUCCGGUUACAUCCGGGGAAAAUUUUAACUGCUCACAUGGAAAUGUCGCCAGUGUCAUCUGUUCAGAUGAAAGCUGGUCACUGAGAUUGACGAAUGGGGGAAGCCGCUGUGAUGGUCGGGUGGAAAUUUACCACAACGGUCGCUGGGGCAGAGUACAGGACAGCCUCUGGGACCUCAGUGAUGCUACCGUGGUCUGCAAGCAACUAGGAUGUGGUGUCGCAAUUGCCGCUUAUACCUUUGCAAAUUAUGGAGAGAGUGAAGGGCCUGUGUGGGUGAAUGAUGUCCAGUGUGGAGGAAACGAAUCGCAUCUCCGCAACUGCAGCUCAUUUGCAAUGAACUCUUCUCUCAAUGAAAGUGUCGGCGUCGGGGUUCUGUGUUCAGAGCACAAACAGUUAAGGCUGUCAGACGGUGGAAGCCCAUGUGCAGGCCGAGUGGAGAUUUAUUACAACGGGACCUGGGGCUCAGUUUGUGAUGAUUCCUGGGAUCUGACAGACGCUGGCGUAGUUUGCAAACAGCUGCAUUGUGGAAAGGCAUUGGACGUGACACUUCCUGCCUCUUGCGGACCAGGCUCAGGUCCAGUUUGGCUGGAAGGCUUGGAGUGUUCAGGGGAGGAAUCAUAUCUCUGGCAAUGUCCCUCUGAAUAUUGGGGUGCCCACGACUGUUCUCAUAAAGAAGAUGUGAAGAUCAUGUGCUCAGAGCACAAGGAGCUGCGGCUGGUGAAAGGAAAGCAUCGCUGUGAGGGGAGAAUUGAAGUGUUCUACAAUGGUACCUGGGGAACAGUGUGCUCGGAAACACUGGAUCGCCAAGAUGCUGAGGUGAUCUGUAAACAGUUACAGUGCGGCCCUCUCGUUUCUAUUGAGUAUAGCUCUAGGACAUUCGGAGAAGGUUCAGGACGGAUUUGGCUCGAUGAAAUAGAAUGUAUUUCACACGAGUCGACCAUUUGGCAGUGUCAGACAGACCCGUGGGGACAACACAACUGUAAUCACAGAGAAGAUGCAGGAGUUUCAUGUUCAGAAAGAAAGAUAACGAAGGGCCAGCCCAAAAGUGAAAAGGAUUGUGGUCGAGAAUCAGAUUCAGAUGUAGGUUUGCGCCUGAUUGGAGGUAACACCAACUGCUCCGGGCGAGUGGAGAUAAUGUGCAAAAACAACUGGAGCACAGUGUGUGAUGACUCUUGGGAUAUGGCCGAUGCCAAUGUUGUCUGCAGACAGCUGCAUUGUGGCUCUGCUCUAUUGGCCACAGGAGGGGCUGCAUUUGGACAGGGUGAAGGUGACAUGUGGUUUGAUGAGGUGAGGUGUACCGGAAGCGAAUCCUUUCUCUCUGAUUGUCCUUCCUUAGCAUCUGCUCAAUCUGACUGUGAUCACAAGGAGGACGCCAGUGUGAUUUGUUCCGGUCCAGAACUGUCAUCGGCUGCUUUUCCGCCCACACCCGCAGAACAUGAAGACAAUAUCACUUCCAUCCCUCUUGUGAUUGGUAUAACAAUCAGUAUCCUGUUGAUCUGUGAGUUCAUCGCACUAAUUGUGGUAAUGCGGAGGCAAUCAUCAAGGAAAGGUUUUGCCACUGGCAUUUGGGGUUCACCAAUUGAUUUGUACCAAGCAAUUUACGAAGAAAUUGAAAAUAUACCACCUGUCAAGGAUCCAGCUCUGACCCGUGGCUCAGUUUCUGCUUCCAUUGUUUCGCUCAAUGAUAUCGAAUAUUACACCAGCCACACAUUGGAUUUCAAAAGUCUUGGAUCGCCAAAUCCUGACGAGAAUUCAUCCAGUAUUCAGGCUCUCCGUGAUUACGACGAUGCUGAGACUACAGACAAUGAUCCUAAGGGCGAUGACUUGCUGCUGGACCGUGUUCAUGAUGAUUUCGUCACACGGGAAAGUGCCGGCGGUGAUAUGUGAACUCUGGGUAAAAUACAUCGAUAAAUCGAGGAUCCGACGCCCCACGCAUGUGACUAACUGUGUAAUAUCUGAGGGAACGCCCUUAAGUUUUUAAUAAAUAUAUCCAUCUGGAAGAUGCUUAACUUUCCGACAUGAAAAAGCUUUGAGAAAAAAAAAAGCAAACAUUACCUUGUGUGGAGACAUCUAGAUUCGUUUCUUAAAUCUAUAAAUUAUCUUAAAAAGUAUGAAUACUGUCUAAUCAGAAUUGUAGGACAAAGGUUUUUUUUUCGUGCAUUUUCAUGUAUGUAAUAAAACUGUACCACACCCCGCUGUAUCGACAAUACAACCCAUCAAGAGAAUUGAAGAACCGAUGACUAUCAUUAAAAGUUAUUUUCAGCUCCA